Molecule: messenger RNA, 1748 nt
Organism: Pterocles gutturalis (yellow-throated sandgrouse)
Lineage: Eukaryota; Metazoa; Chordata; Aves; Pterocliformes; Pteroclidae
Gene: ERO1B
Product: ERO1-like beta (S. cerevisiae)
Exons: 15
Biological process (GO): protein folding in endoplasmic reticulum
Cellular component (GO): endoplasmic reticulum; endoplasmic reticulum membrane
Molecular function (GO): thiol oxidase activity; protein-disulfide reductase activity; FAD binding
Source: RefSeq, a predicted model, not a curated record
CUCACAGGAGUCCUAGAUGAUUGUUUAUGUGACAUAGAAAGCAUUGAUGACUUCAAUACUUUCAAGAUUUUCCCCAAAAUACAGAAACUGCAAGAACGUGAUUACUUCAGAUAUUACAAGGUCAACCUGAAGAGACCGUGCCCAUUCUGGGCUGAUGAUGGCCAUUGUUCUAUCAAAGAUUGUCAUGUAGAGCCUUGUCCAGAGAGCAAGAUACCUGUUGGAAUUAAAGCUGGGAGUUCUAAUAAAUAUUCAAAAGUGGCAAAUAAUUCCAAAGAAUUGGAAGACUGUGAGCAAGCUAACAAACUGGGAGCAGUUAACAGUACCUUAAGUAACCAAAGUAAGGAGGCUUUCAUUGACUGGGCAAGAUACGAUGAUUCACAGGAUCAUUUUUGUGAACUUGAUGAUGAGAGAUCUCCAGAUGCACAGUAUGUGGAUUUGCUGCUGAAUCCAGAACGUUACACUGGAUACAAGGGCCCUUCUGCUUGGAGAGUGUGGAACAGCAUCUAUGAAGAAAACUGCUUCAAGCCUCGAUCUGUCUAUCGUCCUUUAAAUCCCCUGGCGCCUAGUAGGGGAGGAGAUGAUGGAGAAUCUUUCUACACAUGGCUAGAAGGUCUUUGCCUCGAGAAAAGAGUGUUCUAUAAACUAAUUUCUGGACUUCAUGCUAGCAUCAACUUGCAUCUGUGUGCAAAUUAUCUCCUUGAAGAAACCUGGGGGAAACCUCGCUGGGGACCGAAUGUGAAAGAGUUCACUCGCCGCUUUGACCCUAUUGAAACAAAAGGAGAAGGACCAAGGAGGCUCAAAAACUUGUAUUUCCUAUAUUUGAUAGAGCUGCGUGCUUUGUCAAAGGUUGCACCGUACUUUGAGCGUUCAGUUGUUGACCUUUACACUGGAAAUGGCCAUGAGGAUGCUGAAUCUAAAGCUCUCUUACUAGAUAUCUUCAGGGAUACAAAGUCCUUCCAUAUGCACUUUGAUGAAAAGUCCAUGUUUGCUGGAGAUAAGAAAGGAGCCAAGUCAUUAAAGGAGGAAUUCAGGUUGCAUUUCAAGAACAUAUCCCGCAUAAUGGAUUGUGUUGGAUGUGAUAAAUGCAGGCUGUGGGGCAAACUGCAGACUCAAGGCUUAGGAACUGCUCUGAAGAUCUUAUUUUCUGAGAAAGAAAUACAGAGCCUUCCUGAGAAUAGCCCAUCAAAAGGUUUUCAACUCACACGUCAAGAAAUAGUUGCUCUUGUAAAUGCCUUUGGAAGGCUUUCCACAAGUAUAAGAGAGUUACAGAAUUUUAAAGUUUUAUUACAACAAACUAGGUAAUGAAGGCCUUUGCACAACACAUUAGCGAAGACCAUUUACAUGACUGCAUUGAGCAGAUGGAACUGAUCCUUACAGGACUCACAUGAACUGAUAAAAAGUAAAAUCAAAUACCAACUUGAAUAUUUAUGUUUAAACUAGGAAUGGUUAUUAAUUAGAAAAGAUAUUUAUGAAUGGAAUAUAUAGUUUUAAAAUGUGUAAAUUAUGCUGAUCUGUUUAUUUUUGAAGUUCUCUGCUCACAGUUCUGUUGUACUGAAACUUCAUAAAUUUUCUUUAUUUCCUUGUCUUUUUGAGACAGUUGUUUUAUAUGAAAACAUACGUACCUCCACCCUGACUUGGCCUGUCCUGAGAGAGGUGGGUCAGCUCUUGCCUCUCCCAGUACUGAGCUUCAGUACAUUCUGAGGAUUGGGUAUGCUGAUUCUGGCUGUCUAAAAGAAAAAAAAAAAAGG